This is a messenger RNA of Habropoda laboriosa, 1362 nucleotides long. Its product is annotated as UNC93-like protein MFSD11. The record is from RefSeq and is a predicted model, not a curated record. Bases 1 to 1338 code for a protein of 445 amino acids. The transcript is spliced from 2 exons. NCBI's taxonomy places the organism in Eukaryota, Metazoa, Arthropoda, Insecta, Hymenoptera, Apidae.
AUGGCGUUAAGUAGAAAUUUCUUAAAUGUGAUGAUAUUAAGUUGGGGAUUUAUGCUGGUAUUUACAGCAUUUCAAACAAUGGGAAAUAUUGAAAAAACCGUGCUACAAAGUAUUAAGAAGGAAAAUCCAGAUUUCACCGGUGAGGCCUACACUAGCUUAGCGAUAAUCUAUGCUGUAUUUGCCAUUUGCAACUGGCUAGCACCAUCCUUCAUCUCUAUGACAGGGCCAAGGGUUGCAAUAGUUACCGGCGCUGGCUGCUACGUCAUUUUCAUAGCAUCUUUCCACAUUCUUCAAAACGCUGUACUCUAUGCCGCGUCGGGUAUCGUAGGUCUUGGAGCUGCUCUAAUAUGGACAGGACACGGGCAAUAUUUAACUGAGAAUAGUGACUCUGAAACAAUGCCCAGAAAUGCUGGGAUAUUUUGGGCGAUUUUUCAAACUUCGAUGUUCGCUGGCAACCUUUUCGUCUACUACGUGUUUACCGAUUCAACUAUAAACAGGUCAACAAGACAACUUGUCUUCGGUUUGCUUACUGGAUUAGCAUUACUCGGCACGCUUCUACUUGCCGCUUUAAGAAAGACAUCGCAAGGAAUAGUAUUGGGCGAAGAACUUCGAAUACCGGAGCCUGCAAGAGAAAAGCCACUGUUAGCCGCUUGGCGCGCUUUCACGGAUGCAUUUGCUCUCUUCAGGACGCCAGAAAUGCUAUUAUUAUCUUUGACAUUCGUAUACACUGGCUUAGUGUUAACGUUUUAUUCUGGAGUUUACUCGUCCAGUAUUGGAUUUACCAAAGCGAUUGAUAAUUCGCCUAAGAGUCUUGUCGGACUUUCUGGUAUUUUUAUUGGAAUCGGAGAAGUGAUUGGUGGAGCUCUUUUCGGUAUCUUCGCCUCGAAAGUAUCUCGUAUUUGUGGUGUCUGGGCAGUGGUGAUCACUGGAUUUUGCAUGCAUUUGUUCGCCUUUAUUACUAUUUUCAUAAACCUACCGAAGGAAGCACCGUUCGAGGACACCGACAGUAUAGGUUAUAUCAAUCCUUCGCCGGUUUUAGCGAUGGCCGGAAGUCUUACUUUAGGUUUCGGCGAUGCUUGCUUUAAUACUCAGGUCUAUUCAUUAUUAGGAUUACUUUUUGCACAAAGGAGUGCACCAGCUUUUGCCUUGUUCAAAUUUUGCCAAUCGGUCGCAGCUGCGAUAAGUUUUGCUUAUAGUAGUAUUUUAAAUCUCCACAUACAGCUCCUUAUCUUAACGAUAUCAAUCAUUAUUGGCACUGUGACAUUUUGUUACGUUGAAUAUGGCACAAGAAGAGAAAGAAAUAAUACAUUAUCGGAAAAUGAACAAAUAAGUAAUUAAAUUGAAAGAUAAUCCUUAAUACUG